CGCGCCGCCGCGCAGUCCCCGCGCCGCUCCGAGGGCCGCCGGAGCCGCACGUCGGGCCGCCCUCCUCCUCCUCCCCGGCGCCGCCGCCUCUCGCUAUGAAUGCACGCUGGGCUCUGCUCUCCGCCGCCUUGCUCGCCAGCCUCCUCUGGGAUUUACCUUGCUGCCUCCCGGCUUCCCUCUCCGCCGCCCCGGAGCUCGACACCUCCUCCAAGGGUGGACGGGGCCGCAAGGUGCAGCGGUCCCCGCGGGGACACGCCGCCGGCCGGGCGCUCCCACGGGCCGAACCCCACGAGUACAUGCUGUCCCUGUUCAGGACUUACUCCGUUGCGGAGAAACUGGGCAUCAACGCCAGCUUUUUUCAGUCUUCCAAAUCCGCCAACACCAUCACUAGUUUUGUAGACAGGGGACGAGACGAUCUCCCGCCCGCUCCCUUGCGGCGGCAGCGCUACGUGUUUGAUGUGUCGACCCUCUCGGAGUCGGAGGAGCUGGUGGGGGCCGAGCUGCGGCUGUUCCGCCGCGCGCCCCGCGCCCGCGCGCCCGCCGCCCCGCCGCACGUGCAGCUCUUCCCCUGCCUCUCGCCGCGCCCGCUGGGCUCCCGCGCCCUGGACCCGCGGGCGGCGCCGGCCGCCGGCUGGGAGGUGUUCGACGUGCGGCGGGGGCUGCCGGAGCGGCGGCCGUGGAAGCGGCUGUGCCUGGAGCUGCGGGCGUCGGCGGGGCGCGGCUCGCCGCGCUGGCUGGACCUGCGGGGCCUGGGCUUCGGGCGGCGCGCGCGGCCGCCGCAGGAGCGGGCGCUGCUCGUGGUGUUCACCCGCGCGCGGCGGCGGAGCCUCCUGGCCGAGCUCCGCGCCGAGCUGGGCGCGGCCCCGCCGCCCGCCGCCCGUCGCCCGCCGCCCCGGCGCCAGCGCCGCGCCGCCUUCACCAGCCGGCACGGCAAGCGGCACGGCAAGAAGUCCCGCCUGCGCUGCAGCAAGAAGCCGCUGCACGUCAACUUCAAGGAGCUGGGCUGGGACGACUGGAUCAUCGCCCCGCUGGAGUACGAGGCCCACCACUGCGAGGGGGUCUGCGACUUCCCGCUGCGCUCCCACCUGGAGCCCACGAACCACGCCAUCAUCCAGACCCUCAUGAACUCCAUGGACCCCGGCUCCACGCCGCCCAGCUGCUGCGUCCCCACCAAAUUGACUCCCAUCAGCAUCCUCUACAUCGACGCGGGCAACAACGUGGUGUACAAGCAGUACGAGGACAUGGUGGUGGAGUCCUGCGGCUGCAGGUAGCGGCGGCUGUGACCGGCGGAGAAGCGGCGAGAGCCCGCCCGGAGCGCGGCUGGAACGGCGGCGGCUCGGAAGAAGCCCCCUCGGGUCCCGGCCCGGCUCGCCUUCCCCGCCCCGGGGCUCGUCCUCCUCCCGCCGAAGGGGAAGGCGAUUCACCGAGUACAAAGAGAGCCGCGGGAGGGAGAAGGAGAGGGCUGAUCCCUCUCUCUGAAGUUGCUUUGAGGGGGGCUGUUUCAUUUCUGCCCUCUCUCUUCCACAUUCCUGGAAGAUGAACAGCCAGAAAAAGCCCACGGCCCCCCGCCCUCCCCUCCCCCCCGAGGAAAAAGUAGAAAGAGAAAAAGAAAAAAAAAAAAAUUACUCAAGAGUGUAAUUACCGGUUAGGUUUUAUUUGAAGACAGCGAUGACAAACUGUGAAGAGCGAAGUGUUACAGAAAGCACAACCUGGGUGGAUUGGAAAAGGAAACUCCUUCGGAUUCCACGAAGGAUGCCACGGGCAGAUCUCUCGGUGGCUCUGGCUCGGCAGCCCUCGCAACCUGCAGCAGUAUUAUGGGCAAAUGUUGUGCUGGAAAAGGCGUUUUGUGUAAGGUUUCUGUUUCUUUCCCACCUUUGGUCUCAGCUGUGGCUUCACUUGAUUGAAGCGCACUUCGAAGCGCGCCGAGCCCUUUCUUAGUGUAACUAUUGUCCGUAGUUUCAGGCUUUCCCCCACUGAUUUUUAGAAUUGCUGGCUUAUCUGGUUUCACAGAGCUACAAACUGGUGGAAAAAAAUAAUAAUAAGAGAAUAAUAAUAUAAAAUGCUAAUAAAAAGACUCAACCAGGAGCAAUAAUUUAAAAUGCACAUUUUGCUUUGGAUGCACUGUUGUUCAUAUAAAAGUUGUAAAUAUUUGUUUAUUUAAACAGACUGAAAAGUGCAAAAUGGAGAUGAACGACAGGCGUUUCUUUUUUUUUUAAUGUACAAAACAUUAUAUGCACUCAAAAUGUUAUAAUUUCUAAUAUUUUUAAAAGUUUAUAUUUGAGUUGUACAGAAUUAAGCAUUAAUCAAAUAUUUCAUCCUUACUUAACAUUAUCAUUUCCUUAAGAUAUUAUUACAAGAUUUAAAUUCUGUGAUAAUAAUGGAG
Molecule: messenger RNA, 2383 nt
Organism: Cuculus canorus (common cuckoo)
Lineage: Eukaryota; Metazoa; Chordata; Aves; Cuculiformes; Cuculidae
Gene: GDF6
Product: growth differentiation factor 6
Exons: 2
Coding region: 96-1271 (391 amino acids)
Biological process (GO): SMAD protein signal transduction; BMP signaling pathway
Cellular component (GO): extracellular region
Molecular function (GO): growth factor activity; cytokine activity
Source: RefSeq, a predicted model, not a curated record